AUGAGCAGUGGCGACGGGGGGCUGCCCGCUGGCGCGAGGGCGGGGUGGCCCGUCAGGCGUGGCAGUGCGCUGCGCAGGAAGGAGGAGGACGAGUUUGGCGCUUCGACGGCCCGCCGACGGGCGCGGGCACGGCGCCUCCUCGCUGCCGUGACGGCGGCUGGCAAGGCGGCCAGCGGCGGUCCAGGCGCGACGCGGCGGCGGCGGAACGCCGCGUGGCACGCGCUGCUGGCCCUUGCGGCCGGAUUCGCGCGCGCGUCCGCAGAGGGCAUCUCGCGGGCCGCAGCAGGCCCCCGCCCGGAACGGCAGCCCGCGACCCCCGUGGUGCUCGACGAGGCGCUCGGCCACGCGAAGGACGGGAUCGUUGAGGAGCACGUCGACGAUGAGGAGCCGGCCGACCCCCUCCAGGCGAGGAUUGCCGCUGCGCGAACGGCUCGCUUGGCGGCGGGGCUCGUCGAACAGCUGCAGGCCCUGCGCGAGCAGUCGCGCCCGCGGCGGCGCGCCGCCUGUCCACCACCCUUCACCCUCACGCUGGAGGUCAUCAGCGAGGAUGCCGGUGAGACCGUGGACGAGGAGUUCGGCUCCGAGGAGGAGGAGGGGGAUGCGCUGUACGUUGCGUUCCCUGGCGGCGACGCGCACGCCGACACGGGCCCAGAGCGGGCCGCGACGGAGCUCGUGACAUACGAGGCCGUGGGCACGUGGGCAGAGCCGGGGGAUUUCGACGAAGGCGGGCGGUUUGCCCCUGGGUUGCUCGGUCGCCUCCUCUGGAGCACUGAGGUUACGGUUGGGCGUGUCAUCGAUCCUGCGGGCCUGUUCGGAUGGCCUGAUGAUGCAUCCGACAGCUCGCCCUCGUCCAUGGUGGUGGAGGAGCAAGGAGAUGCAACGGACGGGCGAGACGGCGAUUUCGGGGACGUCGGCGUCGAGGAUCUCGAUGUCGGGCUUGACGACGAUUUCGGCGGCGUCAGCGACGAGGAUCUCGAGGAUGUGGUGGAGUGCAGGACGUCGAUCAGCCUCCCCAAGGACGCCUUCAGGGACCUGUGCAAGGCGCGUGCGGCCUUCGGUAGGUUGCCGACGCCGUUUGCGCGGCGGCAGGCUCAGAUCACGGCCGUCGGCCGCGACGAGUUCGACGACGAGGUGCUGCUGGCGGGGCUGGGCUUCGUCGUGGAAGGGCGCGUGGAGGUCGGCCCUUGCUUGGAGCCGAUUGCGGCCAGCCCAACGGCGCCGCGCGGCCCAGCGGAGCUGGCGAUGGGGCAGUAUAGGAGUGCCAUCAGGGACGAGUGCGGCAAGAGCAGCGGUCGAGGCUUCGUGGCUGCAGGCGAGCUCUUGGAUGCGGCGGCCGCCUCGCGGAUGGCCCUCGUCGCGGCCAGCUCUCUCCUCGGGGUCCCACUCGAGGCAUCCCUGGCCUUCGACGCCCAGGGUACCGAUGAG
This is a messenger RNA of Prorocentrum cordatum, 1425 nucleotides long. Lineage: Eukaryota; Dinophyceae; Prorocentrales; Prorocentraceae. The record is from the annotation of a GenBank genome assembly.